This is a messenger RNA of Cydia splendana, 2061 nucleotides long. RefSeq lists its product as uncharacterized. The record is from RefSeq and is a predicted model, not a curated record. The coding region runs from base 112 to 1347 and encodes 411 amino acids. Lineage: Eukaryota; Metazoa; Arthropoda; Insecta; Lepidoptera; Tortricidae. The transcript is spliced from 6 exons.
GUCAAAUAGAAUAAAAAUCAGUCAUGUCUGGCCCAACUAAAAAGCGCAAAAUCCUAGUAGAUUUUUAAAAAACAAUACGAUGUAAUUGAAAUGUCCUGAUCAUUAAAAAAAAUGAGGAGGGUUAAACGAACACAGGGCCGCAGUCCCACUAAGAAGUAUGAGAUCAAUCGAGACAUGAAUACGUCUCCCCUCGCUCCUGAGGUUGAGGAAGUAUUUCCACCCCCUAAGGAAAGAGGCGGCGAAGAUGUAAAAGCACCGAAUCGGCAGAGCCGGAUUGACGAGGUGGAAGUUGCUACUAUGAGGCGCGAAAAUCCCUUUACAAGAAGCAAAUCACAUCGGUCCACCUUCUACCGGCCCAGCAAUGAAGACUUCGGGCAGCUGACAGACAUGGCUUUACCUCCGAAAGAUUAUUACAAGCUUUUUCAAGAAAUCGGCAACGAGUCCACGCCAGACACGACAAAAGCGGGGACGAAGAAUGCCUGCGAAGGUUCCAUGGUGCAGACCUGUUCGGCGUUCGCGGAGCCGUCAAGCAUACUCAAGCUGGACGAGCACGUGACGGCGGACCUGAUGGAUGACGUGCAGUGGCAGACCAUCGAAAGCGUCAGCGAGGCGGACUUGUUUAUGUCGAGAGUGCCGACCGCGGAGGUGCUAAAAGAUAAAAAUUGCACUCCGUCGGUUCGUAGUAGUAAUAUUCGUAUAUCGGAAACACCUCACGUAAAACGGAUCGCUGAGAAGUUCUCGAAGUUCAAAAAGAACUAUGUUGAGGUCCGCAAGCUUGAAGAGAGGGUGGUUUGCCUGGAGUACGAUAUUUACGACUUGAACGCGGCUGACCCCGCGGUGCCGACGCAGAAAAUGAGAGCAUUUUUCUCCAUAAAAAUGAAAGAUAUUGGAGGCGACAACAACAAAGAUAACAUACCUUCCAUCCCAUCUGAUGUAAAACGCAACUUCAACUUAGACGACGGAGACCUUCAGAAAUUGAGCAAGAAAGAGAUAGAAAUCAUAGACAACGAGAUACCUGAAAACAGGUCCUUACUAGAGGACCUUAAGCGAGUGCUGAAACGGAAAAAGGCACUCGAAAACAAAAAGAAACGCGAAACAUUGGACCUCAUGUGUCUGUACGAGAUGGCUAAACGAGAGAGCCCACCUGUCAACUGCGACUAUUCCAACACUAAUCUCUUAUCGAAAGCAGAACUGCAGGAAAUAAAAGAUUUGAUUUUGAAAAAAUGCGACUCGAGCGUUUACGGGAUUAAUAGACGAACGGUGAAAUGUAGACAUGAAGUGAAUAAUGCGAAGUGUAUGCUGUCGAACAGUUUGAUAAACGAGUUGAUGCGUGAGGCUGAAGUAUGAAAAACAAGUGAAAGUUCAUAGUUUUACCAUCUAGUUGACUCCAUUAAGUAAUGUCUCAGUUAACAGUACCAUAGACAAAGAAAUGGCUUAAGUAGAUGGGGCUAUUCGGCGCUAUACAUUUGCUGUAAGUAGGUGGAUAACGGACGAUUAAGUUAGUGCUAGAAAACCUAAUUAGAAUUGACAUAAAACGUAACAUGUUGCGAUACAGCGCCAUCUACUUCUGUAAGUAAUAAAAUGAUUAGUCAGCAGCACAAGUCGCUAAGCGAUUAAAGUAUUCAAAAGUAUCUGCACACGUUCUUAUUUUUAAGAAUAAAGUUAUAGAGGCAUAACUUCAGCGGUCGGUAACCAGCGGCCCGCGGGCCGCAUGCGGCCCACGAACCUCACUUGCGGUCCGCGAGCCUCCCUGGCUAUUUUGUAUGUAAUAUUGACAAAUGACAAUGUCUGGUGAAAUCAUAAAUAUUAACAAAGUGCGGCCCGCGUCCACUUCGUUAACUGCUAUGUGGCCCUUGGCUGCUAAAAGGUUGCCGACCGCUGCUCUAGAUCAUAAUAUUGGCCACUUUGGUUAUUCAAUCCCUACUGAAACUAUUAAGUCUCCAUAAAUAAAUAAAUCUAAGUUAGUUCGUUGCCAAUUGUGACCAGGUUGUGACGAAUAUUUGUCAGAAGUUUUGUUACAUCGUAUUAAUAAAAAUAAAUUAUAGGUAAAUACGAAAAACA